This is a messenger RNA of Mesorhabditis belari, 669 nucleotides long. Lineage: Eukaryota; Metazoa; Nematoda; Chromadorea; Rhabditida; Rhabditidae. The record is from the annotation of a GenBank genome assembly.
AUGGGCAACUGCUCGUCACAGUCCCAUCACAAUAUCGGGCUGAAUGAAGAGGAGAUAGCUGCCGUCAAAGACUCUUGGUUACGCGCCAAAUCGGAGAAUAUUGGGAAGAAAAUCCUUGGCACUUUGCUCGAGAAGAGACCGCAAUUCGCCGUGAUUUAUGGAAUUCCCGAAGACGCAGUGACUAAGAAAGCGAUGGACUCCAACAAUCAAUUCCAGCUGCAGGCCUACCGUAUCCAGAAUUUCCUCGACACAGCCGUCUCUUCCCUCGGCUUUUGCCCGAUGAACUCGGUCUGGGAUAUGGCGAAACGGAUUGGACAGAUACAUUUUUACAAAGGGGUCAACUUCGGCGCUGACAACUAUUUGAUCUUCAAGCGGGUGACAAUCGAUGAGAUUCUGGCAAUGACCCUGCAACCGAGGACAGAAGAACCGAAAACGGCUAGGAAUGAGAAUGAGUCGGCCAGGAAAGAAGUGAAUGGAAAUGAUUUGUUUCAGGACAUCGCCGCGACGUACAGUGAGUACUGCCCGUUGAGACUCGGCUGGAACAAGUUGAUGAACGAGAUUGUGAAAGAGAUGAAGAAAGGUUUUCUGGAGGAAGCGCUCGGCUCGUGUCAAAGCGACGAGAACGGGAAUAAACAUCUGACGAUUAUCGGCGUUGUUCACGAUUCACAU